AUGGAGCAAUUCUCAAGAAAGAAGAGUCUUUGGGUUAAUGGGUUAGCACUGUUAAAAAUUGAGAAAGAGUUGUGGAGGAUUUUCUUGGGGUUAAGAGAAAGAGUUACACCCUCACAUUCAGCAUCUGGUGGAAACGACAAAUCCCAACUACAGAUAUAUAGUGAGAGUGGACCAUUAUGUAAGGAAUUUAGUGUGAGAAGAGUUCAUGAAGCUGGAUUUACUGUUGAUAUGAAAGUGGCAAGUAUGCUUGUUGAUGGCAGGUGGAAUUGGCCAAUAAAUUGGGAGAGAAAUAGAAGAAUGGUUAAUGGUGAAGAAAGAGAUGAGAGAGCAGUAACUGAAUGCAUUUGUGAAGCUGUUAGAAUGAGACUUAUGGGGCUUAAGGUCAAGAAAACUAUGAAUGUGAUAAAGGAAUACAAGAAGCGGGAUAACGUAGUUAAGUCGUAUGUUACUUGGGUGGAUGAGGAAAAGAAAACGCUUAACAUGAUUACUGAAUCGUUUACUCUGGGCAGUUUGAGGGAAUUUCGAAUGAAACACAAAAGUAUUGAUUUGAAGGCUGUCAAGAAUUGGGCUAGACAGAUUCUUGGAGGGUUGGUUUAUCUUCAUAGUCAACAACCGCCGAUCAUUCAUGGAGAUUUAAGUUGUGACAAUAUUUUCUUCAAUGGAUGUCGUGGAGAAGUGAAGAUAGGAGAUACAGGGUUAGCAAGUUUUACACGUAGCCGGGCUCUUGAUUUUAUGGCACCGGAGUUUUUUGAAGAGAAGUAUGAUGAACUUGUUGACACAUAUUCGUUUGGAAUGUGCAUAUUAGAGGUUGUUACGUGUGAGCAUCCGUAUAGCGAAUGCAAAGGUGAUCAAUCAGAGAUACAUGAGAAAGUUACUUCUGGUGUAAAGCCGCUUUGUCUUUCAAAAGUCAGGGAUCUACAAGUGAAGGAGUUCAAAGAGAAGUGUUUGGUCCCUGCGGCUCAACGAUUGUCAGCAAAAGAGUUGUUAAAAGACCCUUAUCUUGCCGAAGGAUGUAUAAACAAGGAGGUACUUGAGCCAAGACUUGAAGAUUUUUUCGGCGAUAUGCAGCUUAGUGACGACAAUAUGGUGUCAUUGGGUAGUUCAUGUGUAAAGAAGGAUGAUGGCGGCCCAUCGUGUGUUUUGUCAGAAGAACUUCCGUGUGUUGAUGAGAAAAAGGAUCUCGAUGUGAAAAAAGAGAAGAAUGAAGAAAAGUUUGUGACAAUAAAGUUGAGAGUGGUUGAUGUUGAUGGAAAUGGGCAUAAUAUUGAAUUUCCAUUCAACUUGGAUGCUGAAGAUCCACAUGAAACUGCGAAAGAUAUGAUUGAAGAAGUUGGCAUAAUUCAUGAAGAUGUUGAUACCUUAGCAGACCGGAUCAAGGAUGAAAUCUUGAAAUUGGUUCCGACAUGGAGACCCUCUUUGGUAAAUCUAGUUACACGGGUGAUUCGACGAAGAGCUCAUCAGGAGUGUCAUUUUCCAGUUGUUCUAGCAUCACAAGUAGUUGCUCCAGUUGGUCUGAACAUUCUUUAG
This is a messenger RNA of Erigeron canadensis, 1527 nucleotides long. RefSeq names its product probable serine/threonine-protein kinase WNK4. The record is from RefSeq and is a predicted model, not a curated record. Gene Ontology annotation, molecular function: protein serine/threonine kinase activity; ATP binding. Bases 1 to 1527 code for a protein of 508 amino acids. Gene Ontology annotation, cellular component: cytoplasm. Lineage: Eukaryota; Viridiplantae; Streptophyta; Magnoliopsida; Asterales; Asteraceae. The transcript has 4 exons. Gene Ontology annotation, biological process: protein phosphorylation; intracellular signal transduction.